AUGCGGGAGACUGCUCAUAAUCUUGCUGAAAAAAUUAGAAGUAAUAGAACUAAUUCAGCAGCAGGAGAUACUGUGCAAAACAAACAGUAUAACGAUUAUUUAAAUUCACUUGCUAAAGACGUUGAAAUUGAGUUUAAGCGCUCCUGCGCGAAAGCAUUUGUUAGGCGCUGUCAAUGCAACCAAACCCGCAUUUGCUUAAAUAAAUUUGAUAAGUUUUGGAAGAAAAAAGGGAAGAAAUAUAUCCAAAUUUGGUAUGAAAUUGUCACUGGUAAAAAAACAAAUUCUUCAAGUUCAAAAAAUACGGAACAGGAGACACAAGGUUCAGCGGCAAACGAAGAAGAAUCUGGUCAAGCUAUGAACCCCGGUACCUCAGAUAGAAGUCGAAACACUAACCCGAAAGUAGAACCAAUUGAUCCGGGUGCAACUCCCCCAAGCGCUAGUAACCCCAAUGAGGCUCAGAACGAAAACUCCCCUCAACCUAGCUCUAAUAACCCAAAUGAAGCUCAAGUUGAAAAUUCUCCGCAACCCGGCCCUAACAACCCUAAUGAGGCUCAAGCUGAAAACCCUCAGCAACCCGGCCCUAACAACCCUAAUGAGGCUCAAGCUGAAAACCCUCAGCAACCCGGCCCUAACAACCCUAAUGAGGCUCAAGCUGAAAACCCUCAGCAACCCGGUCCUAACAACCCUAAUGAGGCUCAAGCUGAAAACCCUCAGCAACCCGGCCCUAACAACCCUAAUGAGGCUCAAGCUGGAAACCCUCAGCAACCCGGUCCUAACAACCCUAAUGAGGCCCAAGCUGGAAACCCUCAGCAACCCGGCCCUAACAACCCUAAUGAGGCCCAAGCUGGAAACCCUCAGCAACCCGGCCCUAACAACCCUAAUGAGGCUCAAGCUGGAAACCCUCAGCAACCCGGUCCUAACAACCCUAAUGAGGCUCAAGCUGGAAACCCUCAACAACCCGGCCCUAACAACCCUAAUGAGGCCCAAGCUGGAAAUCCUCAGCAACCCGACCCUAACAAUCCCAAUGUAGCACAAACUGAAGAUGUGGGACAAAACAACAAUGCACCUCCAUUAACACUUAGCAAAAUUAAGGAAAAUUAG
This is a messenger RNA of Zophobas morio, 1101 nucleotides long. Its product is annotated as sporozoite surface protein 2-like. The record is from RefSeq and is a predicted model, not a curated record. Bases 1 to 1101 code for a protein of 366 amino acids. NCBI's taxonomy places the organism in Eukaryota, Metazoa, Arthropoda, Insecta, Coleoptera, Tenebrionidae. The transcript has a single exon.